AUGGCUUCCAAUAAAGCCAUAAAAUCCGCAAGCGAAAGGGCAUUGCGUUACGUCGAGAAAACAACUCGUGUGAAACUGCAGGAUCUGCGUGAUAAUCCCGGAGCAAGAACUAAGGCACGUCAAGUUCGAGCAUGGAUGAAUCAACUGGGACAUACCCGGGGUGAACUCCAACAUGCGGCAAAACCUCCGCUUGGCUGGAUUUGGGGUGAUUUCUUUAGACCGUGGCAGCGGAUGUUUCCGGGUGAGAAGCAUUUCAACGGAGAUAUCAAUCUUCGACGUGAAUACCCACCAAUUUCACUACUUGAACUACAGCGUUUAAUUGAUUUGGGAUGGUUGGACACCAAACGCUUGAUUGAUAUCACGGCUGUGUGCAAUACGAAACAGUAUCAAUGCGAGCCUUCGCUUAGGCAAUUCGGCAUUCAGCUGACUGAUCAGGGAGCCGAACGUUUUGCGAGUGUUGUUGAUUUGGAAGUGCAGUGGGCGUCAGAGACUGCGAUAGCGGCAGUUGAGAGGUGUGGAGGUCGGAUACGUACGGCAUACUAUGAUAUUAACUCACUGGAGGCUGCUGUGAAUCCGCAAAAAUGGUUCCUUUCGGGAAAACCGAUCCCACGUCGCUUGGCGCCACCGGAAAGUUUGCUAGAUUACUACACAGACCCACGAAACCGAGGAUAUCUGGCCGAUGAGAUGGAAAUCCGACAAGAGGAAAUCAAUUUAGGACAGUUAAUGGGAUAUAAUCGUGAAGAGGCUCAAGGUCAUGAAUGGGAACGGAAGAAACCAGAUCAAGUGUUCGUUGGACUGGAGUCUGGCUCGUUGGUGAGCAUGGCAGAUCGAAAAGUAUUCCUGCCAACGAAUCCGGUUCUGAGACGAUAUUACGGCUUGGAUAAAGAGAACGAAAAAGACAUAUUAGCUGAUCAUCAGUAUGCAUGA
This is a messenger RNA of Anisakis simplex (herring worm), 927 nucleotides long. The record is from the annotation of a GenBank genome assembly. NCBI's taxonomy places the organism in Eukaryota, Metazoa, Nematoda, Chromadorea, Rhabditida, Anisakidae.